This is a messenger RNA of Anoplopoma fimbria (sablefish), 6142 nucleotides long. RefSeq names its product transmembrane protein 131 (gene tmem131). Gene Ontology annotation, cellular component: membrane. Bases 74 to 5473 code for a protein of 1799 amino acids. The record is from RefSeq and is a predicted model, not a curated record. NCBI's taxonomy places the organism in Eukaryota, Metazoa, Chordata, Actinopteri, Perciformes, Anoplopomatidae. The transcript is spliced from 41 exons.
UUCCGCGGUUAGCCGCCGCCGCCGCCGCCUCGGCUAUGAUUGACAGAGUCAGCAGAGGUUCACACGGUCGGCCAUGUCCGCUGCCCCGCUCGGUUGUUACGGUCACAGAACGAGCUGCGGCAUGGAGGACGAGCGGGCCGGAGCCACGAGGAGCGCGCGCUGCUGCGGGCUGCUGCGGCUGCUGCUGCUCGCGCUCAUGCACGCGACGCGGGCCGAGAAACAAGCAUUCAUCCAGUCAGACACAAUUCUAGAAGUUUUACAUUUUGGUGAGGGAAGCCUCUUACAGGCGGAGUCUGACAUUGAUUUUAGUUUAUAUCAUCAACAAAGCGCGGCGCCGCACCGAGGGAACUGCCGCCCGAUACGAUUCGAACCGCCCAUGUUGGACUUCCACGAACAGCCCGUUGGAAUGCCCAAGAUGGAGAAAGUUUAUUUACAUAAUCCUAGCACAGACGAAAUUAGUUUGAUAUCAAUAUCAGCAACAACAGCUCAUUUUCACGCGUCCUUUUUCCAGAAUAGGAUAAUUCCUCCAGGAGGAAACACAUCAUUCGAUGUCGUGUUUCUCGCUCGAGUAGUUGGGAAUGUAGAAAACACUUUAUUUAUUAAUACAUCACAUCAUGGAGUGUUUACAUACCAGGUCUUUGGGGUCGGCAUCCCGAACCCCUACAGACUGAGGCCCUUCAUUGGGGCUCGAGUCCCCGUAAACAGCAGCUUCUCCCCGCUCAUAAACAUCCACAACCCGUUCAGUGAACCGCUGCAGGUUGUUGAGAUGUACUCCAGUGGUGGAGAUCUUCAUCUAGAGCUUCCCACAGGUCAACAGGGAGGAACUGGAAAAUUAUGGGAGAUUCCUCCCUUUGAGACGAAGGGCGUGAUGAGAGCCAGCUUCUCCUCCAGAGACGUCGACAACCACACAGCUUUCAUCAGGAUCAAAACCAACGCUCCCAACGAGGACCAGUUCAUCAUCCUCCCAGUGGAGGUGGAGGUCACAUCAGCUCCUGGUAUUUACUCGUCCACAGAGAUGCUGGACUUUGGGACUCUGCGGUCACAAGAUCGUCCCAAACUGCUCAAUCUACACCUUUUAAACUCAGGAACAAAAGACGUUCCUAUAACAAGUGUACGAACGACUCCAUCGAAUGAAGCCGUCACCGUAGAUUUUAAAGCCGUCACGCUUAAAGCUGGAGAGAGCAGAUACACCAAAGUAGCAAGUAUUAGUUUUGAUGCCUCGAAGGCAAGAAGACCAUAUCAGUUCUCUGGUAAGAUAACGGUCAAAGCGAAAGAAAAGAGUUACUCCAAACUCGAAAUCCCUUACCAGGCAGAAGUUCUAGACGGCUACCUGGGCUUUGACCACACGGCCACUCUGUUCCACAUCAGGGACAGCCCCGUCGACCCCGUGGACAGACCCAUCUUCCUCACCAAUGCCUUCAGCUUCGCCAUCCGGAUACACAACGUGUCUCUGCCCGAAGAGGCCAAAACCAUGUUUAAUGUGCAGAACUUCAGCGCCCCCAUCCUCAUCCCCCCCCACGAGUCCCGCUACAUCUUCUCACUGCUCUUCAGGCCGGUCCGACCCUCCAUCCACAUCGACAGCAACAUCCUGCUCAUCACCAACGCAUCCAAGUUCCACUUGCCGGUCCGAGCCUACACCGGCUUCUUAGAGCCUCUGGUUCUGCCUCCCAGUCUGAAGGAGAACAUCCUGGACUUUGGAGUUCGCAGUGCGACAGACACCAGCAGCAUCACCUUCGUGGUGGUCAACAGUAAUCCCAUAGAGCUGGAGAUCAAGUCCUGGCUGGUGACGGGAGACAGUUUGUCAUUGGAGCUGCUGAAGACAGAGAAAGGAAACUCCUCCGUGGCUCUGAGUCGCCUACGAGAGCUGCAGAACACCUCGGCCUCCCAUCACAAGACGGUGAUCUUAGCAUCAGGCUAUUACGCAGCGUUCAGAGUGACUCUGGUGGCCAAAGCGCUGGAGGGAACGUAUGACGGAGCCGUUCACAUCACCACAGACUAUGAGAUAUUAACCAUCCCAGUGAGAGCUCUCAUCGCUGUGGGAACAUUAAACAGCUCUCCAAAGCACAUCGUUCUACCAUCUUCAUUUCCUGGUAAAGUCGUCCAUCAGAGCUUCAGUAUUCAGAGCUCCUUCACUCAGAAGGUUCGUCUGCAGCAGAUCCGUUCGCUGACAGAAGAUAUACGUUUCUAUUAUAAACGGCUCCGAAACAACAAAGACGAGCUGGAGCCCAGACGGAAAUCUAAGGUGGCAAAUAUUUAUUUUGACGCCAGCUUGCAGUGUGGUGAUCACUGUUAUGUGGGGCUGCCGUUUGUGCUUAAAUCGGAGUCUAAGCCUCACGGGCUGGCGUUGCACGAGGACAUCUGGGAUGCUGAUGUGGAUCUCCACCAGAAACUCCUCCGGAGAUGGAAAGAGCUCAAAGAGCGCUCGGGCCACCACAUUGAAGCCGUCUUUGAAGUCAACACGGACCUCCAGAAGAACGUUCAAGCUAAAAUAACAGCUCACUUGACGUGGCCUUCGCUGGUCAACUCCUCUCAGAGAAUCCUGUUUCCUCUGACCAACACGAACGGCUCCUCCGAGGAGGAGGUGAUUCUGCAGAACCCGGCCGACGUCCUGGUCUAUGUGCAGGUCCUCCCUUUGGCCCUGUUACCAAACCCCUCUGUGUUCUCUGGAAAGCUGGCUGACAGACUGCCGUUAGGAAAUCUGUCCAACAUCAACAUCGACACGAGCACCUUGGAGUUCCAGGUCCACAGGAACCACACGUCGGUAAUGAAGAGCAGUACGGGCUUCAUCGAGGGAUCAACACGACCUUUUGUGUACAACCUCCUCCUGCUGCCCGGAGAGGUCAGGUCCUUCAGCGUGAGGUUCACUCCCUCCAGCAACCACAGCGUCUCCUCCCUCCUCAUCGUCAGAAAUAACUUGACGGUGAUCGAGACGAUCGUUCUUCACGGUCGAGGAACGACGGAGAGCCUGAAGGUUGCCGGGAAGCCUCCGGGCCAAGGCAGCUCUCUGAGGUUCAAGAUGACGGAGGCUCUGCUGAAGGACUGCACCGAGAAGGUUAAAGUCCGGGAGCCAAACUUCACCCUGAGGAGGACGUUCAGGGUGGAGAACACGGGUCUGCUCCCCAUCACCAUCAGGUCAGCAGAGAUCAACGGUCAGGCCUGUGAAGGAUACGGAUUCAAAGUCCUCAACUGUCAAGAGUUUGCACUGAAGCCCAAUGCUUCUAAAGACCUCAUCAUACUGUUUACGCCCGACUUCACCUCAUCUCGAGUGAUCCGGGAGCUGAAGUUGGUGACAUGUGGAGGCUCAGAGUUCGUGUUUGUCCUGAACGCCUCCCUGCCCUACCACAUGCUGGCUGCCUGUGCAGAGACUCUGCCCCGACCGAGCUGGGAGCUGGAGCUCUACAUCAUCGUGUCUCUCAUCAUGUGCUCCAUGUUCCUGCUGGUGAUCGCCACAGCAUACCUGGAGGCUCAGAGCAUCUGGGAACCUUUCAAGAGACGCGUGUCGGUGGAGUCCAACUCCAACAUGGAGACCGGGAGACCGUUUAAUCUCAGGGAAAUAGUGCAGAUUCACAGUGAUUCAAAGUUGAAUGAUUACGGCGACCCUCCUCAGAACUCCAGAGGAGCGUACGCGUCCAGUAACGGAGCGGCUCGAGUUGGAGGUCGGCAGGGAAACGGACGCACCUUCUCCGACUCCGACGUCCAGGACAAGAGGUCCAGGAUUCCCUUCAGCCGCCCAGCUAUGCAAACCGCCUCCUCUCAGCUGAGCAGAGGAGGUACGACAGCGGGACAAGAAGCUCCUCCUCCCCCCGCCGCCUGCCAGCUGACCAACCGGAAGGCUCGGAGUACCAAACAGCUGGAGCUCCAGGGUCAAAGUUUAUCCGGGCUCUCGCUGCCCCACAGAGGCCUCAGCACCGAUGAGGCAGAAUACGCCAACCUGGUCGGAGCCAUGGACAACGACCUGGACCGCCCAGACCCUCUGAGCAGUGAGCCGGUCCAGGAGCAGAGUGCUCAGUCCAUACAGAACAAAGUGUUGGAAUCCAAAGGGAAGCUGAGAGGCAAAACAAAAGCCCAGAGGAAGAAAGAAGAGAAAGAGAAGAAACCAACGGUGAAGACUCAGGGAGACGAGCUGAAAGACAACAUGGCCGACAACGACGACAGCUCCUCCACGACCACGGAGACGUCCAACCCAGACGUGGAGACCAACAUCAAAGAGGAACCAGUGAAAAAGAAAGGAAGGACAGUAACCACAGCAAAAGUAAAAGAAGAAACUUCAAAUUUCCUCAUCAAGCCCAAAAUCAAGAAACAAGUAACCAUAAAAAAAGAGAACCCAGCAGAGAAAUCCAGUUCUCUGGAGCUUCCAUAUGUUACGCCGCUGGAGAACAAACAACGUAAGAGCUUCACGUCCAAAACUCUGCAUCCUCUGAGCAGCAUCCCCAAGCCCCGCCCACUGCAGAAACCCAGAUUUGAAGGGAAGCUGGAGGAAGGACGUCCGUCUCGGUUGGCCAAACUGUUGUCCAGCGGUCCGGUGACGGAGCUCGGACACAGCAGCAGCUCUGACGGAGAGAAGGACUUCCCCACUCCGGAGUGGGACGUCCCACUUUCCAAGAACUGUGUCCAAGCAGACAGCCUCCAGCAGAUCUCCCUCCAGACCAUCAACGCCGACCCGUUCCUGAAGAGGUCCUCCACAGCCGAGACCUGCUCCCCUCCCCCGACCUCCCCCAUCUCCCUGUCCAGAGGCUCCUACAGCAGCGUGCUCAACAGCAACAGUGAGGGAAACCAGAAGAAGGCUCCGGGGAACAAACUGUCUGCAGCGACUCCUCUACCGGGAAAAAACGGGAACCCCACCUUCGCUGCUGUAGCUGCUGGUUAUGAUAAAAGCCCAGGUGGAUCCGGUCCGGGGAAAACCGACCAAAAUCUGCCUCACAUGACCUCAGUGGAGAGCGACAGCUCGGACAGCUCUGGAUUGUGGAGCCCCAUCGACUCGGCCAGCAGUCCAAACUAUCACUCUGCCAACUCCUUCUCUGCUUUUGGACCCAACAGUUCCUUCAACCUGACCAAAGUUUUCAGUGGGAUGAACGUCCCAAAGUCCUCGGAGCCUCAGCAGAGCUGGCCUGAGUUUAGCUCCGCCUCCUCCAUCUGGGACACCCCGAGCAGCGACUCCCUUCACUCCUGGCCGAGCAGCUCCAGCUCCCCGACGGCCCCGACCGCGUCUCUCCUCGGUAACGGUCGUAACCCCUGGUCGGCCACGACGCCCUUCGGCAGCUCCAUCUGGUCAACAAGUGCAGAUUCAGCCUUGCACCCGUUUCCUCCGACCACCAACUCCUCCACGCUGGCCGAUCUGGUCAUCGCUCCGGCCCCGUCGCCGCCGGCCCCCACCGAGAUGAGUCGGACCUACAACCCCUGGAACAUGUGGCGGCCGACCCUGAGCAGGCGCAGCUCUGAGCCGUGGCCCAGCUCCUCCGACAACGGCAGUUAAACUGCACAUCACUGCACUUUACGGACGCACGUCAUGGAUUUGAAGUGCUCUGUACGCUAAAUCUAAAUCUUUAAUAAUCAGAGAAUCCCAACAGAAGCAAUGUUACCUGAAGUGUAAAGGGUUCGGUGGCUCAGUGCUGCAGGUCACCGACCCGGCCGUCUAGUUCUCUGCAGCUUUUUAUUCAUGGGGCAGAAGUGCUAACUUUUUAUUUGGAUUUGUUUUAACAGGUGCCCCUAAAUUAAGAUGCUGGUAGCAUGGUAAUGCUGAUGCCAGCGCGGACAUUUAGCUGUUAAGGUCAGGCUGGUGACGCUGCACUCUCUCAGACGUUUGGUUCAUGGCACAGAGUCUCUGAUGUUCAGUAUUAAUGUUGGAUCAGACAUCUGAUUUCACGCCAUGUGUCUUGUUUAAACCAUCAUUUUGGUUUCUUAUUGGUUUCUUAUGAAAGUUGGUUUGAAAAGUCAAAGAAUUUGAAUCCUUGUACUUUUAUUUGGCAUCUGAAAAGUGAUUCCUCAGAACACCAACGGCCCGACGGCUUCAUGAACGUUUAGUUCCCAUUUUAAAACAAAACCAAGCCCUCUGUGAGAAUAAAUUGGUGAUCAAACACUUGAGUUUGAGGUUUGUACUGUACAUCGCCUCUAUUUGUCAGCAAAUUUAAAUAAAGGUUUUCAG